AAGUAGUUAAAAACACACAACUUUAUUGUUUACUCUGGUUCCUGCACUACAAAAUAACCUGAGCUACUGGGAUGUUCUCAAGAAAUGGGCUAAUCUGUGCAGCUCUGUUGACAUGCGACCCCGCCAGUUGCUGCAUUAACACCCGUGUCUAAUCUGCUGCCGGUGAACUCCUGCCUCGUGGACGCUCAUUGUGUGCUCACGAGCACCAAGUUGUUGUUGAUAUGAUGGCCCGUUAUCUGUUGGUUAAUUUGCAACGGGAUAUGUUGGUGGGAGAUUAUAUAACGGUGUUGGGUGUUUACGCCAAACAUUACAUGUGACUCCUAGUGGAUCGAAUGCCUCUGUCUGCUCAGAUCUGCAUUUCCUCUGUGUGUGCGGAUGUUUGUGUGAUGCCCGGGGCAAUGCGGUGGGUGGAGGCUCAACACUGCCCAGCACAUCCUCCAGAUAAGACCUAUCUGCACAUGGCGGUUGAUGUCAAGGCCAGAAAGUGCAGCGGCAUCUUACUUCAAUUGUUGUGGCCUGGCCUUUUCUUCUCCAUGACUACCAGAAAAAGCCAUAACAUUUGCAGAUUGGGGCUAAAGGCUAAAAGCUUGCUUCUUUCAGGUAAACUGACAGAUUGCAGCAAAUAGUGCUCGUAGAUGAGUUAAUAGCACUACCAACAUGUGAUUUGGAAGCUCAAAGUCCCCAGGAAGAUCCUGAAUGUUUAAGGAAUUCUUUCCUCAAACAUUUCUAUUCUGAGUUUUUUAAUCCUUGGACACAAAAGACGCUAAAGAGGUUGACAAACAGUGGCGGGAUGAUGUGGUUUCUAAUUUUUCUACUUCCACUGGGGGGCAGCAGCAGGAUCAAGACACAGGAAACCCCCCACUGGGGAAAACACAAUCAUGAGGACGCAGUUGCCGUGACAACAAGACCUUACAUCUACCGCUGCCGCUCGCCCAACAUGGAGGAUUUCACAUGCUGGUGGCACCCUCUGGACAACCUGACAGGCGGCGAGGAGAUCACCUACCUGCUCACAUACUCCAAAGACAAAGGGCCCAGAUACGAGUGUCCUGAUUACACAACUGGCGGGCCCAACAGCUGCCACUUUGACAGGAGUCACACAUCUGUAUGGACGUCCUACUGCAUGAAUGUGACCGCCAUCACGCCCCAGUGGAACUACACGUCCAAGGGGCUCUGCCUGGACGUGGCAGACAUCGUUGAAACAGAGGCUCCGAUCAAUCUGACCUUUGUCCUGACUGACGCUGGCAAAGAUGAGACAGGCCACAAUGUCCGGCUGUCCUGGGUGUACCCAAAGCCCGAGGACCUGCAGUACGGCUGGAUCACGUUGGAGUAUGAGAUGCAGUACCGACAAGUUACUGAGCCAGACCGCUGGAAGGUGAAGCAUCCUUUAAGGGAGCCCCUUGUUGAGCUGCUAGGCCUCCGUGUCGGUGAUUACGUGGUACGGGUUCGCUCCCGGUCGCACAAUAACGGACUGUGGAGCAAAUGGAGCUCCCCGCUGUUGAUGAACAUCCCUGACCGCCUAUCCUCAGGCACACCCACAGGUAAAGUCCUGGUGCUGAUUCUGGUUAUGGGGGUCGGUGUUGUGGCUUUGCUUGUCUUCACCUUUGGGAUCAUGCCACACAGCAAAAGAAUAAAAGAGUAUUUCUUGCCGGCCAUCCCGAAGCCACGGAUCAUGGGCAUUGACCCACUGCUGCUGAAGAAGGGUCACUUGGAAGAAAUCAACCGGCACUUUAGUAACUUUCAUGGCUACAGACCCCCGAGUUACUCUGAAGAAGCGUGGGAUCAUGUGAGCGCCGACGAGCUCUAUGUGACUGCACCAAAGGACUUGAGCACCUUGAAGGGGGCCUUGAAGUUUCCUAGCCACCUGACACCUCUCUCUGCCACGCAUUCUAUACCUAUCCAAAACCCAGUGUCCUACGUCCAGAACGUUUCGCCCUAUUGCACUUCCCCACCUGAAGCUUUUGCCCCAUUGCUGGACGCGCCUCCCCUCUGGCAGGCACCAGAGAUCGUUUCUGUGCCAGGAACAGACUACAGCAUGAUGGAGCAUCCCGCCCUGGCUAACACCAUUCCAGCUUCCAGUCCAACUGCGUGCAUUGCCAGCCACUCACCGCCACAGGAUUUCUACACCUGCGUGGAGCUCCUAAAGGAUAGUGGGGAGGUGCAUCUGGUGCCAUGUUUGCCACCAGCAUACUGCAGGGAGUUUCUGCCCUUCCCGAGCAUUGAGUUAGCGGCCAAAGAUGAGAAAAAGAAGCUCGUAGAGUUUCAGGUUCAAAGGAGCACGAUAAAAGAUCCUCAGGCAGAGAGGAGCGAAGCAACUGUGCCUCUGCUGCCUGUUUCUGUCGCAGACACUGGCUACGUUUCCGCUUGCUAAAGGUCCGACCUAGCUUCAAAAAAGUGUCUGAAGACAAGCUGUGUGUGGAUAUAUUAACACUUUUGAUACUGUCUUUGUGUUUGAACAUGUUGAUAUUUUCAAAAGAAAACCCUCCUCAGGACCUAAAUGUCUUUCUGCGUUUAGUAACUUUGGUCACAUAGACUCUUUUUCACUAUGAGGGACCAAAGCAGUGAAUGCUAACGUUUUUGAUGUCAACAUCAUGUGUACAAACUAAUUUUGGAGGAAAAGCCAAAAAAAAAAAAGCACUGGUAACAUGAACUGCUGGAUCUCUUGAUUGCGUCUUUGUUGCCUGCAUUGGUUGAUGAACUUGUUCUUCGUAUGACCAGGACAAAACAGUAUUACUUUUUAGGCAUUUUUACUAUCAAAUGCAAACACUAAAAGAAAGGGUUUCAACAAUUGACAGUAUAAGAGACCUUGACGGAGCAAGUUUGACAUAAUCCAUAGAAAAUGUCUUGCUUCUGACUUACUUCAGUACCGAUUUCUGUGUGAUACGGAUGCUGCCAUGUUGGAGCCAGACUUUGUCAGUAAUUAGUGAUUGGUCUAAGUCGGUAUGAGUCAAUGUUUCUUUGGGAACCCCUCUUACCAACCAGGACUGAGCUUGUUGGAAGUCCACACCCCUACCACUUUAAAGCAGGCUACACAAAAUCUGUAAAUCAAAUGUUUUAUUUUGAAUGUUUGACAUGAUACUACCUACUUUAAUGGAGGCAUCUGAUUGGUCAGUUUAAAACUUGAAUAAAAAUCAAUAAAUAUUGGAUUAGCAAAUUCAUGUAAAAAAAAAGCAGGUAUCGCACCAAGAAUGGUUAUUAUGACAGAUAGAAUGACUGAGUAAUAUCUGUUUAUUUCUCAGUAGAAAUCUAUGGGAUUUGGGGUUCUUGGAGCCAGGAGGUACUUCCUGUUUGGAACACAAGGGGGAAGGGUUACUCAGUCCAGUUCUCAUAUACAGUCAAUGGCUUCUAUGAGUACUAAAGCAGGAGUAAUUCUUAAAAAAAAAACUACUAGAAACUGCUGGAUGCUCUUUGUUCACGCUUUCCAUCCACAAUUGGACUAAUAAACAGAAGCUAAAACUGUUUCUGCAUUGCCUGAGCCCUACCAAACCGCAAUCCAAGCUGUUAUAAAGUAAACCAUCCUUCAACUGCCCCGAUGAUUAGAAUAUAACCCCUCAAAGAGGUUGUUUUGAAUUUAAAAGGCGUAAAACUGUCAAUAUGUGCAAUGAAAUUUAUGGAUUCAGUUUAAUCUUUCAAGAUUAAAGUGUCCUAAAGAGACAAACUUUUGUAUGAAAUAUAGAAUGGCAUUUCUGAAAGGAGGUCAUUUAAACUUUUUGGGGGUUUUUUUGCAGGUCAAAGAUAAGAUUUUGGUUUAAACCAAACCAAAUUGUUGCAACUAUUCUUUAUAAUAUUUGUAGGUCAACUUUACAGGAUUUAAAGACUUCAAAGUUUUAUAAAAAUUGUGUUUGGCUUGAUUUAUUUUCGGCAUAAAAUGGAAUGGGAUGGGGAGGUUUAAAACCUAAAUUGUUUUUCUAAAAAAUAGGGGCUGCCCUUUAAUCUUUUUUUGGCUGUUUUUUUAUAAGUAUAAUUUUGUCUAAUUACAAACAUUUUAUUUUGAAAUUUGCCCACCUGGAAUUGUUAAACACCUACAAUUCCCUUAGGAUUAAUUAUACCAUAUUUGUAAUCCCUCUUUCCUCCGAUUAUCUUAAUCUUGCUUUCUAUUAAAGGUGUUUAAUAAAAGAAAAACAACUUCCAACACAAGCGGAUAAAGCUCAUUUUCAUGGCCCCACAUGCGCAUAGAUAUGCAUAUUCAGGACCAGUCUUCAUGCCUUGAUGAUUUUUCUGCUGGCACUUACACGUAAAUCUGUGAUUAUCGUGAGCACGAUUGUAAUAUAAUCCUUGUGUUAGUGUCUCUUGUUCGCUGCGUCUGGUCGAUUGUCAGCUGUGAUUUGUGUGUGCAGAGAUUCACAGACCAGCAUUUAGUCCAGCAAUCAAUCUAACUUGAAGCCGCGAGCUUCAGCUCCUCCUGCAGCCAUUUGUUGUUGUCUUUUCAGCUUGUUGCAGACAGAAAGAAUAUAUAAAAAGUUCCAGUGUGAAUUAAACUAACCACCUCUUGACAUUUACACAAGUACAGUAUAUAUUUUUAUUACCAAGCUAUUGUGCUUUUGUGUCAAAAUGUGACAAAAAAAAUCGAUAUGUAUUUUAGAAAUGCUGAAUUGUGCAUCUCAGGUAUUACUUUGUCUCUCAAUUCAAACAGAUUUUUGAAUUUAAAUUUGCCACAAGGACGAUAAUGUAGUUGCAGAUCACGUUUUUAAGUAGCUAUUGUGUUGAAGAUUGGUUGUAAAGACAGACUGAUGACAGAUGACAAAGAUACAGUGAGCUACUUUCCACCAUGCACCAAAGAGCCAUCCAUUUCUAAUUGAAUGGCUAUUUCCUUGCUGAAAAACUGUGUUGAUGCAUCAACGGUAUUGAGCCGUAAAAUCCAGUUGUUAAGGUGGUUAAGGUGAAAUCCAACCUUCCCUGCGAUCUUCGGAACUCAUCCAGCAGCGAUGUUGUGCUGUCGCUUGUGUCGCAUUCAAACGUGGUCUCGCUAUCUUUCUUAGUGCCUUUACGUGCCUUUUUUUCUGUGUUUGUUUGCUUUUCUCCCCUCCAUCGUUGGUCCGUCGCUAUCAAACACCUUUGAAUGUUUCUCCGCUAGGUGAGCCGACGAACGCGGCUCGCUCAGUGCUUCGUAAAAACCCUCACUUGUGACUGAAUCUAUGCGAGUUCCAAACAUGGAAUGGAUUUAAUGCAAUAAAGAGCAAGAAGGCUCCUGAGUGUGUAAAUGAAUCCAAACCACUUGAGAGGAUUAAAAAAAAUGCUAAAAAGAAGACAACGGAAUGGUUAAAACUAACCAACUGCUGUUGGUUCUGUGAUGUUUGUGCCAAUAGAUGCAAAAGUAGUGACUUUAACAGCAAGGACAUGUUUGGAAGUAAAAAUUCCUCACCUGAAAAAAAAAUUACUGAAGAAACUGUAUUGACAUGUGAGUUUAACAAAAAUAACACUGGAUGGGUGUUGAAUGCAAAGGCUGGCAAAGAUUUAUAAACAAACAAUUAUGCAAAGUUGAUUUUGUUUUAUAGGAAUGUUAUGACAAAAAACUAGAACCUUGAAAACCUGUUUUUUAGUUUUCUUUUAGGUUUCUCUUGAUGUUUACCUCUGCUUCAUCAUUAACUAAAGAAUCGUGUUAAAUGUUCAGCUCAAGGCACUUUCCUAUUGUAGUAAAUAAAUUUCUCUAUUUGAGCUCAA
This is a messenger RNA of Oryzias latipes (Japanese medaka), 5658 nucleotides long. It is a transcript of the gene crfa4, whose product is annotated as cytokine receptor family, class I receptor 4. Gene Ontology annotation, cellular component: external side of plasma membrane. Gene Ontology annotation, biological process: cytokine-mediated signaling pathway. The record is from RefSeq and is a predicted model, not a curated record. Lineage: Eukaryota; Metazoa; Chordata; Actinopteri; Beloniformes; Adrianichthyidae. Gene Ontology annotation, molecular function: protein binding; cytokine receptor activity.